Messenger RNA from Stylonychia lemnae, 1182 nucleotides. NCBI's taxonomy places the organism in Eukaryota, Ciliophora, Spirotrichea, Sporadotrichida, Oxytrichidae. The record is from the annotation of a GenBank genome assembly.
AUGGCUUCAAUUGGUGAUCCUAACUAUUCUAAAUACCCUACAAGAGGACCUUAUAAUAUAGGAUUCAAAUAAAUUAGAACAGAUAAAUUUGAUAAUGAGGUUAUUGUGUUCUAUCCUGUAGAUAAAGAUCCAAAGAUAGAGAAAGAUUUUAAACAUAAGACUUUUUCAUUCUUUGAUACUAAAAAUUAGAAUGAGUUCAUUAAAGGAAUUUUGCAUUCUAUGCAGCCUUGCAGAGAGCCAUAUAUUCCUAAUAAUGCUCCUGAAUUCUUUUAUAGAUUUCUCUUAGGAGCUAAGAUUAAGAAUAGUUUUGAAGAAGCUCCUCUAAGUAAAGAUUUUACUAAUAAGGAAUUGAUUCCAAUAUUGUAUUCACAUGGUCUAAGCGCCCAUCCUAGAUACUACUCCUAAAUGCUUAAUGACUAUGCAAGUCAUGGUUUCAUUAUAUUUGCAAUUGCUCAUAGAGAUAGGUCUUGCUCAGUUACUUAAGAUAAAUUAGGUAAUUUUACUUACCUUGAUGGCAAUCAUUAAAAACACGAAUAUGAAUUCAGAGCUUAGCAAUUGAGAACUAGGGAGAAUGAAUUUGUAGAACUUAUUAAUGAAGUAGCAAACAUUGGUCACAUCUAAAACAAACUUAAUCUUGGAAAAUUCAACUUAGGUAUUCAAAACUUAGUUGUGUCAGGACAUUCAUUUGGAGGCAUUACUUGCAUAAGUGCAGCUUAAAUGACUGAUAAAGCAAAGAAUAUUGUGGCAUUUGAUCCAUGGACUUACGUGUAUCAGGAUAAAAUUGUGAGUGGAAAGUUUAUUGUUUAGCAGCCGAUGUAUACUGUAAUGACUGAACAUUUUGAAAGAAUGCUUGGUGGAGGGUAUAUCUGGGAGGGAACUAAAUCUCUACAGGAAUUUGCAAAAUCUGAAAAGAAUGAAAGCAUUAUUUUAAAGCAUGGAUAUCAUUAUGAUUAAUAAGAUCUAAAUUUAUUAACACCUUUUGAAGCAUUGAUAUUUGACAAAAGAAUGCCUUCUUAUGAAAUUCCAAUAAUAUACCAACUGAAUAGUUAACUUGGGCUCUUGUAUCUCUCAAAGCUAGGACUUGCUAAUUCUUAUAAAGAAACAGAUAUAAGAUCAAGAGUUGAUAAAUAUAUGAGUAAAUAUGUCAACUAUCAUAUUGAGUAUAAAAAUAAAAGAGAGUGA